UUAUGGCAGACAAGCAUUGAUCCAUAUCAACCUAGAGCUAUCUUUCUGGUUUCAGAUUCUUACUCUCUCUCUCUCUUUUUUUUUCAAUUUUAUAGUCGCAAACUUUUCUAUAUCAAUGCAACAUAAUACAGUGGAUAGAUGCUGUGGUCUUGAAACAUGAAUAUCGCUGCAUCUGUGUCUGCUCCAUCCACUCCAACAGAGCAGGUGAAACAAAUUCACAAUGCAUCAGCGAAGAAAAAAGCGAAACAUAGCAAUCGAGUGCAUUUCCCCGUUGAUGAGAUGCUGGUGACUUGCUAUCUGGAGCCACCGAAUCCUUGGUCUAAAGUGUAUGGAAAUACAUUAAACACUCUUAUCUCUGCAUAUGUGGCUGCAUGUGAUAAACAAGGAAUAAAACCUUUGUCAUGUGUUUUAGACCAGUUACAGGAAUAUCAAAGUUCUUCACAUAAAUUAGAAGCCAAUCCUCGAGCAUUCGACCUAUCUAUUUUAGGGGAGAAAUUAAGUUUGAAGCACUGUGAAGCUUUAGAAGAAGUUUUAAGAAGAUUACAAUUUCAGUUAAUAGAUUUAGAAGGCUGCUAUUUAGAAGAUGAGGGUGCUGCUGCUUUUUUUGAUAUGAUUGAAUAUUAUGAUUCAGCAGUUCAGUUAAAUAUAUCAUUCACGAAACAUAUUGAUUGUCGUGGAUGGCAAGCUUGUUCACGAAUGUUAAAAAAGACUGCAUCCUUAGUGAGUAUGAAUGCUAGAAGUACAGGGCUGAAUGAACAAGUUCUGUUGAUUAUUGGUCGGGCACUUCGAUUGGGUUCCAAUUUAGUUACUUUGCAUUUGGAAAAUUGUGGUAUAUUUGGAAGAUGUCUUGUCAUAUUAGUGGCUGCAUUGAAAUUGAAUACCACAUUACGAGAACUUUUCUUAGCAGAAAAUAAAAUAUCCUCAGCUGAUGGAUUUCAAUUAGGCAAUUUGCUUCGGACCAAUACUCAUUUAGAGCUACUAGAUUUGAGUAAUAAUAAAUUAGGGGAUGAGGGUUUGACUCAUGUGAUGGAUAGUCUCGGACAGCAGUCCAAUACCUCUGGCAGAGGUCUGUACACUCUGAUUCUUUGGAAUAAUGAACUCACUGUCAAAGGAAUGCCAUGUGUUUCAAGGGCUUUAACUGCUGCACGAGCUCUAAGGAGAUUCAAUAUGGGUAGUAAUGCUAUUACUAGUGCAGGAAUUUUAGAAUUGAAGCAAAGUUUCAUAUGUAAUAGGACUAUAGAAAUUUUGGAAUUAGAAAAUGCCAAAAUUACAUCCGAAGGAGCCACAGCUUUAGCUGAAUAUAUAUCUCAAAAUCAGUUUAUUCAGAAGCUUGACAUUAGAGGUAAUGAUAUACGAUUAAAUGGCCUCACCGCUCUUAGUGAAGCUGUGAUGAAAAAUCCUAAUAUUGUAAGUCUGAAAAUUGAUCCUACUUCACUGGAUUUGAGUGAGCCCAUAAAAGAUCGACAAGAGAGACUUCAAGAGAUUAGUAAAGGUUGCCAAAGGAACAAAGAGGCGAAAAGUAAUCUUCCUCCUCAAGAUGCCCAGCUGUCUUUUCUGUUUAACGGGAUCUUCUCCCAUGUGCUUCCUACCACUGUCUCCAGAGACAUUUCACCAAAAGGUGAUUCCCCACCAAAGGCACGAAAAGGACGCUUUCAAGUUUCAGUGGUUGUUCAGGACAAUUUGACUUCAGCGGCCAAAUCACCGAGCGAUGUUGCUCGUUCCAUGUCAUUAGACACUAGUUACCUUUCUUUUGGGACUCAUGACCUAGUUGGACAGAUGACAAAGGACAAUGCUUCAGAUAGAUCCAGAAGGCAAUCUGUUAAUAUUCCUAACAGUCUUCAUUUGGAGCCACUCAAAAUUGAUACAUCCAAUGAUCUGAUGGAUAAGUCAGUUAAAAAUAAUCAAUCUGAUAGUCUUGUUAUGGACCGUGUGAAAUGGUUGGAAGGAUUGGAAACAGCCAAUGAAGAAAUGUGUACUACCUGCUCAUGUAAGGAUUCAGAAAACUCUGAAGUUUUCCUGUCAAAUGACGAGAUCAGGGCUAAUUUGUCUAAAAAAGGUCUUACCCUCUCCCUCAAUGAAAUCACUGGAGAUGUUCCAGAAAUAGAGCCCAAAGUUAGACGUUCAAGCUCCCCAACCAUCUCAAGUGCACCUAUUGUAUGCAGGAAAACUCAUCGUAUCAAGUGCUGCAAAGAACUUGAAGGGCUUGAUUUGCGCACUACUGUGCCACUUUCACCUACAAGGUUACAUGAAAGCUUUGAUUUCCCUGAAACUCAAGUCACUGAAGUUCCAUUAAACAGUCAGAUGAAUAUGAAGUCCUCUCAUGCCGUGUAUAUGGUCCACUAGAUGUAUGAAAUUAUUUCUUAAAUAUUUUAUGGAACUGUUGAGAAAGUUCAGAUAUUUAUGUGAAAGUUUAUGGACUUGUAAAAGAAUGUAUAUUUAUGCAUUGCCCUCUUGCAUUAUCCACACUAUACUAUUGUGUAUAUGAUUAUUUCCUCAUUUAUUAUAUUCAUUAAGUUUGCAAAAUAUAAUUUCUGAAUAUUUAAUUCUUGUUGUUAAAUUGAUCAACUUUCCCAUAUUUAUAUAUACACGUUUACUUUUGCAUCUGAUGCGAUGGUGAUAGCAGUAUUGCUGGGCCUGUUUUUCUCAUUUUAUAUUAAUGUUAAUGCAAUGUUAAUGUUAGGUGAUACUUAAAAUGAAGACUUUAUUUUAUGAUUGUUGUAGCUUUCAAAGAUUAAUUUGUAUGUUUUGUGAUAGGAAAUUGCAUUUUUUGGUCAAAUAUUUCCAUAUCAACUGAAGAAGAUUACUUCCUUUCUCAAUUUCCCAAUGAGCUUUUAUUGUUAUAGGAUCCAGAGGUUUUCAGUUUCUCUCACCAGUAUGCAGAAUUUUAUUAUGAAUUUUCUCUUCUCAAUAUGAAGUAUGAUAAUUUUAAGUUCUUAAAAUACAAGCUGAAUGGGGCAUUUCCAGAUCAAGUUACUUAAAAUUAAUUAAAAAUUAUUAAAUUGUUUGCAAAUUACUAAAUUUGAAUUUUUUUUAAUAUAAAAAGUAACAAUUUGUUUAAGUAUUCAAUAUUUCCUUUUCUUGAUUAGUUGGAAUUUUUAUGUGCCAAAAAAAACUUCUGUCCUCUAUUUCAAAUAUUAUUAGUUUUAUUUAAUUUUUUAUUUAUCUGGCUAUGUAAUUUUUGGGCUUUUUGUCUGCAUAAGUCAGAAGAAGACUGAGAGAAAUAUAAAAUAUAUGUUAUAUUUUGCUAUUCUAGCUUAAGAUUCUAACUAUAUGUUUUCUUGAGCCAAUGGCUAUUAUCUUCUAAUUUUAAAAAUCAAAAGUAGGUUGAUUUUUAAAUAUAAGAAGAACUAGGAGUCCUUACUUUGCUUUUUGGCAUUAGAUAUUGUUUUUCUAUCUUAUAAAUCAUUCUGUGCAUUUAAGUCAUGUGUGAUGGUGAAUUUUUUUAUAUAAAAUCUUUCCUUUGUUAGCAGAAUGUAUGUUAAUUUUAUUCAAAUAUGUCUUAAUUUCUGCUGCAUGGUUACACCAAUGAACUAUGUCUUUUAGAGAGAAAUGAAAAUAUUUGACUAACAUAAUAGAAUUUGUAUAAUUUUAAUACAUUGUAAAUUUUUUAACUAUUUUCACUAUAAUGUAAAAUUUAAAUUUUUGUUAUGAUGUGUUUCAAUGUAAUUUGGAAACCUCUGGUUCACGUACAUAAAACAAGCUUUUGAAUUUAGCAUUUAUGCUUAUUCCAGUCAUAUCAGCCAGUAUUAGAUUAAUCAUUCUUUCCUCUUAGAAAACAAUUAUGUGUGUUUUUAUAAAUGUAACAAAUUUUCAAUAAUUUUGUUCUGAAUAAAAUUUUGACAACUGUAACUGGCAGCUUAUUAGGGAUCCCACAAUUGUAUAAAGGAGAAUUCAUUGUCAUGUGUCUACAUGAAUAUAUAUGAGCUGUUUUGUUAUUUUUUUACAAUUAUUAUUGUAUUUUAUAAUAAUUGUAUAAUAUUAUCAUUUCAUGAAUAUAAUGUGAUCAAAUAAUGCUUAAAAUAUUGCUGGAAUUUCAAUGCAUUGAUUUGGUUUAUAUUUUUUGUACGUAAGGAAAUUUAUGUUGAGUAUAUAAUCAAAUUUUAAAUCAUUAUAAGGAUUAAUUUCCUGAACAUUUCCUUAAUUAACAUAUCUUUAAUUCAAAAAUAAGAGUCUUUUUGGAAUGUGCAAUUAGUUGAAAAUUAUGUGUGUUUAUAUAAUUGAAUAAUGUUUAUUUGUAUAUAAAAAACAUUUAUGUUUGUUUAUAUCUUUAGUAAAUUAUUUUGACUUCUGAUUAAUUUAUAUGGAUGUAGAAAUAUUUAUAAUAUCAAGGUUGUGAUAUUUCCAAGUCAUUUAUAUAAUAUAUAUAUAUCCUUAAGAUUAAGCCUAAAUAAUUGUUUUAAAAUUCUUUUUGUGGAAAGCAAUUUUUAUUAUUCUAGCAAUUAUCCAGCAAUUUUUAUGUCAUUAUUAAUCAUGAAAUAAUAAUAUUUCAAAAUUUUAUGAAAAUUGUUCCAUUUAUAAUUAUUUUAAUUUUUUAUAUAUAUAUAUAUAUUUUAGAUUGCAAUUUGAAAGAAAUUUCUAAUCUACGCUUAAUGUAUGGUUUUUGAUUCUAGAAGCAAAAAACUGCUUCACUUUUUCUAAUAAUAAAGAUCAGAGUGUAUGUGUUUGUGUUGGUGCACAGACCAUUUAACAUAGAGCUGCCAAAUUUGUUAUAUACUUUGGGAGACAGAAAUCUUCACCACUGAGUGUUUUUUUUUUUUCUGUUAACAUUUUUAUUAAUUAAAAAGUACCUGAAAUUCUGGUGUGUCUCUAUAAUAACUUCGAAAAUAUUGCAUGAAAAUGAAUUUUUUUUAAAAAAUUAUUUUUUCUCCAAUUUCCAACAGUAAUAUUGUUGCCCUGAAGUUCAAACUGUUUUCAUUAUUUCAUAUCUGAUUUGCAGGAUUUUUUUCCCAAUAUUGAAAGUUAAAGAAAAAGGAUUCUGUUUAAUAUUUGUGUAGUUUACAAGACAAAUAAAAUAGCUAAUUUACUAUGUCGUGAAAUUUAAAAGAUAGCUGAAUUAAAUAUUUAUAUCUCUAAUGCUGCUGUGAUGUUAUUGAACUGGUUCUAUUAGAAAGGUGCAUGUACACAAUAAAUAAAAUGUAAGUAAAACAAAUGAAAUGACAUGAUCUUAAUAUCAGAUAAUUGAGCAAAAUGAUGGACAUGAUAUUAUAUCUAAACUAUUUGUUUGAAAUCAUAUGUAAGCAAUAUUUCCAGCAAUAAGUUAGUUGUCCGAGGUGACUAGUUUUAAAUAACUGAAAGAUUUGUUGUUUUCCUUAACCAUUUUCUUCAAUUGAAUUGCUCUUCUAAUUUUCCUCCAGUACUAAUUGAUCAAUUUUUAAAAUGUAGGGGACUAAAAAAGAAAAGGGAGUAAAACUGUCUGCAAGCAGAUUUGAGAAGACAAAUUAAUUCCAUUUGGGAGAAAGUGUGAUCUUUUGGGGAUAAAACUGUCAAAAAAUAUUUCAACUCUUGGUUUUGUUUCAGAACUACAAAUAUUUAAAUUUAUCAUGACUUUUUUAUUACUUUUUUUUUACUUAUUUUUUUUAUUAUUAUUAUUAUGUUAAGCAUCUUCAUAUCUUCUUUCUAAUCAUUUUCAAAUGUUCUAAACUCCAGUUUUUUUUAAAGCUGUUUCUUAAAUUCAGAAGUCGGUUAUUAAUGUAUUCAUAAAUCAUAACCUGUUAAUGUGAUGUGUCAACUCAGGUUGUCCACAACAUCUGACCAUGGUUUGGAAUUGAGGUCCAUUCCUAAUAAACCUUGGAGUUGCUUUAAAAUGGGAUGUUAAUAUAACUAAACUAAAUAUUUCAUUAUAUCAUUCUCUAUAUGCUAUUUGAUUUUUUAAAAAAUUAAUCAAAUAUCUUAACAUCUUACGUACUUUAUUAUAUUCUUUAAGUUAAGCUGAAAAUAAUAAUUAUACAAUUGUUUUGAAAAAUUUGUAUACCUAUGUAACAUCAUUUCUAUAAUGAAAAUUUCAUCAAAUGAAAAAAGAAUAUUAGUUAGAGGAAUUUUUCAUUUGGUACUUAUCAUUAAUUGCUUUUUUGUAAUAGGAGGAAUUCCAAGUAAGAAUAUGUGUUUUUUAAAUUGAUAUUUCAUUUUCAGAUGUAAUUUAUUAAAAUAUAAUUCUGCUAUAUGAUCUACUGCUAUAGAUUUAUUACUUAAUUUUAUUUCUCAUAUUUUUAUUUGGUCACACUUUUUCAACUCUGUUCAAUCAUACUUUUUUAGAUUGCAAUGACCCUCCUGAAGAUAGUGGUAUUUGAAAUAUAUUGUUAAAUUGGAAUUGACUGAAAUUAUGCAAAUCUGUUUUUAAGUUGUUGCAUUUUAGAGUAAAAUCAAAAUUUAAUUUUAUUUUCAGUAAAAAAAUCUAUCAUAUUAUUAUAAACUUGAAAAGAAGAAAGCCCAUAUUUCAUUUAUGUUGUUUAACAAAUUGAUGUGAAACAAAAACUAUAAUUGUUGGUUUAUUAUAUGUAAAUAAUGUUUUGAAAGAAAUGGCAGAAUUUUUUUAACAUUAGGAGUUCUAUAUUUUAAAGCCCUGAAUUUAGCAUUUACUCAUUUGAAAUUGCAAAACUUUGUAUGUAUUUGAGCUUAUUUAAUUUGAAAAAUAUCAAUUUGCAUCCAAAAAUUGGGUAUUGCCAUUUGGGAAACAUUUAACAUGAAGACUGCCCCUUGCAUUCCCAAAAAUUGCUUAUUCUUUUAAAGAGCAUUUUCCUAGGAUGAUUCGGAAUUUCAGUUAUAAUAUACAAUAAUUAACCUCUGGGUAAUGAACAGCAAUUCAAUACUUUUUUCAUAGACUGUCCGUACUAACCAAUGAUCGGAGAAAAAAAUAUCUGUUGGUAUUGGAUCUAUACCACUCUCAAGGAAAAAGAGAUACUUUGUUUAAAUCAUUAAUUUUUUUGUCAUGUUUCUUACUUUCUGACAAGUUUUGAAACAUGACUGUAAGAAUGUGUGGCUGGCUUUUCAUCCUUUUAGUGUGCUGUUACAAACAAUUUUUGGAACAACAUUUUUAAAAAUUUACUUUUCUUAAAUGUAUAUUGCUGUUCUGUAUAUGAUAAAUUAGUGCUUUUGUAUCUUGUAUGAAUGAUUGCAUAAUAUUUUUUUUUUCUCAUUUUCCUUUAAAUUUGGAUUCAGUACACUGAAUUAUUAUUAAUUGAGAUAUUAUUUUUCAGUUACUUUUUAUUUUCAAAAUAGCUACAUAAAUAUGCUUUUAUAAUUUUUCUGUUUUCAUUUUUAUAUUUGAUUUUGUAUGACAUAUUUUUAUUUGCUCAACUUCUCAAAAGUAAGGUUGUUUUCCAUUCCUUAAUUCUUUUCUCAGUCUAUUUUGUCAUAAAUAUUUUAACAAAUUUUAAUAAUCUUCUUUGGAAAUUUAAUUUUUUAAUGUUCUUUUGAUUAUAUUAAUAUAAUGUUCCUUUAAAAUGCUGGCAAGGCAGAUCAUAAUACUGUGUUAUGUUGUUAAUAUUAUAUGCUAAUAUAAACAGUGCUGUAGAACAUUCAUAUGUACAUUCAGAAGCUUAUAAUGUGUGUGCUAGUAUUUAGAUAAGGAGUAAACAUAUCACACAUAUUAACUCCUUUUCUUUGAGUAUAUUCAUUGCUCAACAUCGCAUUCCACCUCAAAUUCUGUAGAGUUCCUUCUAACUUAUUAAACCAAAUAACUGUUGUUGUUUUUUUUAUGUGCUUCUGUAUCAUGAAUUAGUUUUGUUGAAGGUUAGUUACAAUGAUGACUACAUCAUCCCUAUACAAUAAUGAUGUAGUGUAAGCUGUAUGUGCAUGUAAUGCAUUUCAAAUUUAUAUUGUAAACAACUUUACUGUAAAUAUUUAUUACUGCCAAAAAGCAUUCUUUAAAUCUUAUCUGAUAUUCUAAAACCAUUUUUUGUUAGUUUCUUAUAAUCUGAAAUGCUUUAUUGAAAUCAUUGUAUAGGGAUAGAGAUUGAAAUAAUUUUUGGUGUUUAAAAAUGCCCCAAGAAUUUUUUUAUUUAUUUAAAACAUUUUUAUAUGUCUAAUAGAAAUGUAAUACAUAAAUAAGAAAUGAAAAAUAAUUUUCCCUUAAUGUAGAUUGUAAUUUUAUGAGCUUUUUAAAAAUGAAAUUAUUGGCUACUCAUUCUUAAAAAGAAAUAAUAAAAGUAAAUGCAACUCAUGAAAUUCCAUUUAAUGAUAUAUCUUUUUUAAAAGCUAUUUGUCUAAUCAUUGAAUAACUAACUAUAAGUGAUAAUAAAUAAUGUAAAUAAAACUGUUACUGGAUCUUAUUAAAUAGGCAGAUCAAUUCUGUUUUUGCUGCAUUGACUUGGAUAUCUGUGCUGCAGUCAGUAAUUAAAAAUAAGGGAUUUCCAAUACAAAUGUGAGAUGUAAAUAAAUAUUGUAUUUUUUUUCUCAUAACAUGAAGAGGUAUCAAUAAUAUGAUGAUGUAUUGAAGAACUAUAAAACUUUUCUUUAUUUUUAAUACUAAAUUUUUUUAAAUUUUCACAGUAGAUUUAUCCGAAAUGCUCAAGUAAUCUUUAUAUAUUCUUCCAAUCAUUUUCCUGUUUUGUAAUUAUAAAGUAUUAUUUAUUUGUAUAUUCUUAAUUAAUUUAGUAUUAUGGUGAUUAAUAGAAUUUCUAAAGUAGUUAUAGAAAGUUAAUAAUUUAAUAUCUAUCUGUGAUGAAGACAAGAGCUAUUCAUAAUUGAUCAAAGAUUUGUGAUGAACAGAUGUCAGAGUUAGAGGUGCUUUCACAUAAUUCUCUAAAAGCUGCAGCUAUAGUUCAUGAUUGAAUUUGAUAAUGGCCUAAUUGAAUUUAGAUAAAAGUUAAUUUCAAGGAUUUUUUAAUUAUAUUUGUUGUUGCCUUUACAUAUUUAUAUAUGAUCUGUAGUUCAUAAACAUUUUUCCCCCUCUUUUCGAAGUUAAAAAAAAAAUUCUGUCUGUUAGGUGCUUUUUUAAUGUGUGUGAAUUUUCACUUUUUAAUAAAUAUUGAAAACAAAGUAGAAAGGAACUUGUGUUUUAAAUGUAGUAAGGGAAAGUAAAAACCAUUGGAAUGAAAACAUAUAUUUAUACUGAUUUAAGAUUUAGUCUGACAUGAAUUGAUUUUUUUUUAGGGUUAUCAGAUUUAAGAGUGACUUUUUUAUGCAAUUUUAAAAUUUGCUUUACUUUUUUUUUACACUAAAAGUGUAUGCAUUACAAAUAAAAUAUAAAAUUUAAUUCUGUUUUGACAUAUGUGACAGCUGGUUUAUUAUUAUCAAAUGAAAUUUAUUUAUUUGAAAUCAGCUUUGCUUCAUAGUUUUCAUUAUUAUUCUAAAUGACCAAUACAAAUUCAAUGCUUAAAUUUUCAUUGAUUUAUUUUAUAUAUUUGAGUUUUUCCUUUUGAUCAGUGUACAAUAUAAUUUUUAUAAUUUAUUUGUAUAAAAGAUUAUGCAAAUUUUGACCAUUGUAUUGGGGUUUUAAACUUUUGUUUUCUUACUUUACUGAAAUAACUAAUGAUUUAGUAUGUUAAUAACUAGUAUGCAGAUACCAAAGACAUUCAUAUGUGAUUUUUAUUAUUAUUAUCAAUAUAGAAUUUUACAUGUAAUUCACUUUUUCAAGUUUUUAUGUGCAAACACAAUAUUUAUAUAAAUAAAGAAAAAUCACUUUCUACUAAUUACAACUAUAUAAAAAUAAUCUUAUCGCAAUUUGAGGGUUUUUGUUUGUUUAUAAAUUCUGAAAUUGAGAUUGUCCUUUUCACCAAUAGAUUUUUUUUUUUUUUCUUUUGAAGUUGUGUUCAGAUACAGUUUUGCAAUUAGUUAAAGAUUGCUCCAUUUAGCAGCAUUACCUCAAAUCGCCCAUUUAAAUGCUAUCAACAGAAGCAUGGAUGUUGAUUGCAUUCAUUUAAAAGAAAAAAGUAGUUUUUAAUUAUGAGUUGCAGUGGCAUCAGAAUCAUUUAUAGUUAUUGAAUAUUCACUUUUUGUGUGUGUGCGUGCUACAUGCAGUGAGAUGUUGUGCCAAAUAUCAUACUUACCAUUUACAAUAAGUAAAAUCGUAUUGCAUUAUCACUUUACAUUUGCAAGCACAGCCAGUGUCUGCUCCACUUUUUUAUUUUUACAGUUAUCUUUAGUUUUAGGAAAAUAUCUAUUAAUUAUUCAUAUGCAUUCAGUUUAGUUCUUCAAUCUAGGAUCAUAACUAAUAUAAUCAGAAAAAUUUUCUAAGCUAGUAGUUCUAUUUAACCUUAAAUCUAUCCAAGGUUUAAAAAAAAAUAAUAUUCUACUCUAAAUCUUUAGAAUGCAAUAUGAAUAAUUUUUCUGUUAUAUUUAUAGAAGAGUUAUUUGGUGAUUUUCUAUUUAUUUAUUUUCUAAGAAUUUAUGAAACUUCAAUAUUUUUUGUAAAGGCAUAUAUUAUUAAAUCUAUAUUUUUUCCAACCUGCAUGCUGGAAUUUUAAGAAUAUGCUAUUUAUGAAACAAUAUUGCAAACUUUCUUUUUAUGUGUAGCAUCAAAUUAUAUAACAAAAAAAUUAAGGAAACUGCUCUGCUGUGUACAUAUUUUAAGUUGAAAACAUUUACAUUAAUUAGCAUAAUUAGGAAGUAAAUUAUUACAAUUGCAAUCAAAUUAAUUAUCAUGAAUAUAAAUUAUCAAUUUAACAAUUAAUGAGAUCUAUUUAUUCUUCUGCCUUAAGUACUAUUUAUAGGAAACUUUUAUAUAACUUGUUUUUGCAUUGUAUAAUUAAACAAAUUACUUAAACAUAUUGUUUCUUAGAAGAAUUUCUAUAGAUUCUUUCAUAAACAUCCUGUAUUAAAACAUUGAAAUGUUUGCCAUGAAAAUGUACCUUUGAUAUUUUGCAGUCAUUUUUUGAAUUUGAUUUUUAAUAAUUUUUCUUUGAAAAAUGCUCAUUAGUAAUGUAUUAUGUAGAUAUUUUCAUAUUUCUCUUAACCUGAAAUAAAAGGAGGAUUCUAGUCUAUGAAGACUGCAUUAUAGAGUUCCUUUUUUAUUAUUUCUUGAAGAAUGGUAUAAAGUAUAUUUAUUUUUGUGAAAGACUGAGGGUUGUUUGAAGUUUAUUUAUUGUUUAGAUAUAGAUUAUGCUGUGGUUUAUACUUAAUUUAUUGUACACUUUUUUUAAGUUUCAUGAACUUAUAAGCAUAAUGUGCCCAGUAUUAAUCGCUAAAUCCAUCCUUAAAUGCCUGUUAGUGUUAAAAUGCCUGAGGAGUGAAACAAUAAGAGUUUACAAGAUAUAUUUUGUGUGGAAAGUGAUUUUUUAUGCCAGUUGAUCUGCGAUAUAGUGCUUUGCCCCUUCCUGUUUGCCAUCUAUAUCAGAUUAUUCUUGAUUGUUGCACAUUUUGUUUUUAACUUCCAUCUUGUGUAUAUUUGUAACUAGUGUGUUAAUUAUUCAAUAAAAAGUAUUGUAGAGAA
Messenger RNA from Argiope bruennichi, 11368 nucleotides. RefSeq names its product protein phosphatase 1 regulatory subunit 37-like. The record is from RefSeq and is a predicted model, not a curated record. The transcript is spliced from 12 exons. Bases 157 to 2343 code for a protein of 728 amino acids. Gene Ontology annotation, molecular function: protein binding. NCBI's taxonomy places the organism in Eukaryota, Metazoa, Arthropoda, Arachnida, Araneae, Araneidae.